AUGGGGAUGGGAAUGGGAAUGGGAUUGGGAAUGGGGAUGGGAAUGGGAAUUGGAAUGGGAAUGGGCCAGGUUAUGGGAAUGGGAAUGGGAAUGAGUGGGCCGGGGAAUGGGAAUGGGAUUGCGAAGGGAAUGGGAAUGGCAAUGGGAAUGGAGAUGGGGAUGGGAAUGGGAAUGGGAAAGGGAAUGGGAAUGGGAAUAAGAAUGGGAAUUGGAAUGGGAAUGGGAAUGGGAGAGAGAAUGCGGUUUAGGGUUUCAGGUUCUGCAAUAUUGGCGUUUGGGGUUUUGGGGUUUGGGAAUCAUUAUGGGAAUGGGUUGGGGAAUGGAAAUGGGAAUAGGAAUGGAAAUUGGAAUGGGAAUGGGCAUGGGAAAAGGAAUGGGAAUGGCAAUGCUAAUGGGAAUGGGAUUGAGAAUUGGGAUGGGAAUCAGAAUUGGAAUGGGAAUGGGAAUGGGCCAGGGAAUGGGAAUGGGAAUGUGAAUAGCAAUGAGAAUGGGAAUUGGAAUGGGAAUAGAAAUGGGAAUGGGCUAGGGAAUGGGAAUGGGAAUGGGAAUCGGAAUGGGAAUAGAAAUAAAUUGGAAUGGGCUAGGGAAUGGGAAUGGAAUGGGAAUGGGAAUGGGAAUAUGAGUGGGCUGGGGAAUGGGAAUGGGAAUGUGAAGGGAAUGGGAAUUGGAAUGGCAAUGGCAAUGGGAAUGGAGAUGGGGAUGGGAAUGGGAAUGGGAAUGGAAAUUGGAAUGGGAAUGGGAGUGGGAAUGCAUCGAGGAAUAGGAAUGGGAAUUGGAAUUGGGGUUUAG
This is a messenger RNA of Cannabis sativa, 789 nucleotides long. Its product is annotated as cell wall protein IFF6-like. The record is from RefSeq and is a predicted model, not a curated record. Bases 1 to 789 code for a protein of 262 amino acids. The transcript has 6 exons. NCBI's taxonomy places the organism in Eukaryota, Viridiplantae, Streptophyta, Magnoliopsida, Rosales, Cannabaceae.